AUGUCUCCGAGUCGGCUCCUGAUGGCGGUUCCCACCGUGGACAGAGCUGCGGAGGAGGAGGUGAUACAUCAGAGGGGAGGAGGGAGGAGGUACAUCAGAGGGGAGGAGGUACAUCAGAGGGGAGGAGGGAGGAGGUACAUCAGAGGGGAGGAGGUACAUCAGAGGGGAAGAGGUACAUCAGAGGGGAGGAGGGAGGAGGUACAUCAGAGGGGAGGAGGUACAUCAGAGGGGAGGAGGGAGGAGGUACAUCAGAGGGGAGGAGGGAGGAGGUACAUCAGAGGGGAGGAGGUACAUCAGAGGGGAGGAGGGAGGAGGUACAUCAGAGGGGAGGAGGGAGGAGGUACAUCAGAGGGGAGGAGGUACAUCAGAGGGGAGGAGGGAGGAGGUACAUCAGAGGGGAGGAGGGAGGAGGUACAUCAGAGGGGAGGAGGGAGGAGGUACAUCAGAGGGGAGGAGGGAGGAGGUACAUCAGAGGGGAGGAGGUACAUCAGAGGGGAGGAGGGAGGAGGUACAUCAGAGGGGAGGAGGUACAUCAGAGGGGAGGAGGGAGGAGGUACAUCAGAGGGGAGGAGGGAGGAGGUACAUCAGAGGGGAGGAGGUACAUCAGAGGGGAGGAGGUACAUCAGAGGGGAGGAGGGAGGAGGUACAUCAGAGGGGAGGAGGUACAUCAGAGGGGAGGAGGGAGGAGGUACAUCAGAGGGGAGGAGGUACAUCAGAGGGGAGGAGGGAGGAGGUACAUCAGAGGGGAGGAGGUACAUCAGAGGGGAGGAGGGAGGAGGUACAUCAGAGGGGAGGAGGGAGGAGGUACAUCAGAGGGGAGGAGGUACAUCAGAGGGGAGGAGGGAGGAGGUACAUCAGAGGGGAGGAGGGAGGAGGUACAUCAGAGGGGAGGAGGGAGGAGGUACAUCAGAGGGGAGGAGGUACAUCAGAGGGGAGGAGGGAGGAGGUACAUCAGAGGGGAGGAGGUACAUCAGAGGGGAGGAGGGAGGAGGUACAUCAGAGGGGAGGAGGUACAUCAGAGGGGAGGAGGUACAUCAGAGGGGAGGAGGUACAUCAGAGGGGAGGAGGGAGGAGGUACAUCAGAGGGGAGGAGGGAGGAGGUACAUCAGAGGGGAGGAGGUACAUCAGAGGGGAGGAGGGAGGAGGUACAUCAGAGGGGAGGAGGGAGGAGGUACAUCAGAGGGGAAGAGGGAGGAGGUACAUCAGAGGGGAGGAGGGAGGAGGUACAUCAGAGGGGAGGGGGGAGGAGGUACAUCAGAGGGGAGGAGGGAGGAGGUACAUCAGAGGGGAGGAGGUACAUCAGAGGGGAAGAGGGUGAGGAGACAAAAGGACGGAGGGGAUAAUCCAGGUUAG
Molecule: messenger RNA, 1353 nt
Organism: Knipowitschia caucasica
Lineage: Eukaryota; Metazoa; Chordata; Actinopteri; Gobiiformes; Gobiidae
Source: the annotation of a GenBank genome assembly